Messenger RNA from Cottoperca gobio, 2209 nucleotides. It is a transcript of the gene iglon5, whose product is annotated as IgLON family member 5. NCBI's taxonomy places the organism in Eukaryota, Metazoa, Chordata, Actinopteri, Perciformes, Bovichtidae. The record is from RefSeq and is a predicted model, not a curated record.
CAGGCUAAUUAAGCUGAAGUGGAGACUUGCGACUGGUCAGGACGCACAGACCCCAUCCUGUUCUCUGACAAAAACAUAUUUAUGUCAAGACAUAGGACAGUUUACAUGUUACCUUUUCUUCCCAUGCAUUUUCUAAAAUAUUUUCCUUCAAGGCACUGAGAGCCAAACUAAGUGUCUGGGAUAUUUGUUUUUUUUCCCCUGCUCUGAUAUUUUUCUGGUUGACAGAGUCUACACAGCAGAAGACAAACAAUCCUCUACGUCUUUCUCUCCGACGUGGGCCAUCAAAGGGAAAAGUCAAGUGGAUAAGACUGAUGUUUUCGUCCAGUCACAUGUAGAAGCGUUGGACUAUUGCUGUUGAUAUUCAUCACUGGCUCGUUUUUUAUACACAUAUUCCCUGCAACGGCACCAUAAAAGGAGGAAUACCAAGGCAUUUGGCUGAACAAACAAGCAGAAAAUCAAUCAGAACUCCAUCAUGGGCUGCCCCCUCUUGCGGAACGCGUUUGCUGGUUUGAUCCUGGUUCUGCUGUCGAAAGCGUCCAGCGUGCGCGGAGCAGAAUUCGGACACCUGCCGGACAACAUUACAGUGUUGGAAGGAGAAAGCGUCACUUUGAGAUGUCGGAUCGACGAGGAGGUGACCCAUAAGGCCUGGCUGAACCGCUCUAACAUCCUGUUCACGGGAACCGACAAGUGGUCGCUGGACAAGCGUGUGACGCUGGCCAACAGUAACAACAGUGACUUUUCCAUCCACAUCGACAAGGUGCAAAUAACAGACGAGGGGCCUUACACGUGCACCUUCCAGGCCAACAACAAGCCUCGCAUCUCCCACGUCUACCUCAUUGUCCAAGUGCCGGCCAGAAUCGUCAACAUCUCAAAAAACGUGUCUGUGAACGAAGGAGAGAAUGUAAACCUGUACUGUCUGGCAGUGGGUCGGCCCGAGCCCACCGUCACCUGGAAAGACCAGAAAUAUGGAUUGGUGAGUGACGGGGAGUUCCUAGACAUCACAGAGAUCAAGAGGCAGCAGGCCGAGGACUACGAAUGCAUCACCAACAAUGGAGUGUCUCCACCUGAUCAGCGCAAGGUCAAGGUCACGGUCAACUACCCUCCGAUGAUCACAGACAUGAAAAACAUGCCUGCCCAUUUGGGUAAGACGGCCAUAUUGCGAUGUGAAGCCAUGGCAGUCCCACCAGCCUCCUUCGAGUGGUACAGAGAUGAACACAGGCCGGUAGAGAGUGACAACACCCUGAGGAUCAAAAACGAGAAGACUCGCUCGCUGUUGCUGUUCAACAAUGUGACAGAGAAACACUUUGGCAACUACACCUGCUUUGCCUCAAACCGUCUUGGGGCUUCCAACGCCAGCAUGCUGCUGUUUCGACCGGGGGCCAUUAAGGGGCAAGGGACCGGUUUACAUGCAGGAAGCGUCGGCGUGUGUGUUUGGGUUUCCCUCUCUGCUGUUCUUCUGAUGAAGGUGUAAAGAUCGAGCUCCACCUGGAAUUGUCCCAAAACGCCCCUUAAAGCCCCCCCCCCCCCUCUCUCUUUCUCCCUAUCUCCCCCUCUACGGAAGGAAGAAGGAAAUGAAAUUCUUUAAUUACGAACCCAUCACUGUGAACAAAAAGAAUAUGCAUUAUUCCAGGAGCCAUUGAAUCAUUGUAUCAAACACACAACCACAUUAUCCCCUCCCCCCCCCCCCCCCCCCCCAACACCCCCGCACCCUCAAUUAAACCAUUGUCAUCAUCUCUUCCUCUCUUCCUCUCACACACACAGUCUAUCUCUCUCUCUUUGUCUCCCAGAAUGCCUUGUCUGACUUGGUACUUCCCUCCUCACCUUGUUCUCCCUUCAUUAUUACCACUGGGCUGAUGUUGAUAGAGAGUGUAUAUUAACGAUUAUUGUGUCGGUGAUCAGUGAGAAAAUAGAUAAUCUAACAACUGGACGAUCAUUGAUGUAAUAUACUACAUAGACUAAUGACUGACCUACAAUGUUUGCCUUAUGGAAAUGAUACAUAAAAUCUCAAUAUUAUGGAUAUUUAUGGAAAUAUAGUUAUAAUGUGGUACAGACGGUCAUGUGACCUUUUGAAAAUUGUCCAGUUGGUGGCUAUGUGAAGUGUCACCCUGUGAUCACACACACACACACACCCACACACACACCCACACACACACACACACACACACCCACACCCACACGCACACACACACACACACACACACACACACAC